CGUCAAUGCCACUCACCACACCGACGAAUCUGGGUUCUUUCUUCGACUAUUGUCGGCUGCGCAUCCAUUCACUUACUGCGAGCCAGUGACUGCCCCGGUGCGGUUGUUGAGAAAGCUUGCAUCAACCCGUCUUUCUUUCUGUGUGCGACCCACCAUCACAGGCGACCGUUACAAUGCAUGCCUUUGUGUGUGUGCCCUGACGCAUGAAUAGGGGGGUCGUCGGGGGCACCAGGUGUCGACGGGAGCUUCACGAUAGUAUUGCCCGUCAGGUUCGUUGGAGACGAUUGUCGGCCUUCUCUCGUGUCGAAGCGGUAGGUAGUUACCAGAGCUCCUAGGCGGAUGGAUGGCCGCAGCACAGCUCGAUCGGCGCGGCGCUUUCUGGGCACGUCGUGGGCCACCCACCGCUUUCUCGCCCAUGGUUGCUUUUGCAAGCGGGUGGAGGCGGCGGAGCUGUCCGCAGACAUCGCGGGGUCCCGAGGGUGUCGCUGCGACUCCCGUCCCGCGGCAGUCACUGCCGCACUUUUCGCCUGUGUGACCGAGCUUGUACCCUAAACACGGCCUACGGAACUCUAGCACUUUAGGACCGUCUUGUGAAGAUAUAUAUUUCCCAUUAUCCCUUAGCCACUGAACCAUUAGUAACGACGACGACGACGCCUACGCAGGCUCCAAAACGCCAAACGUGGUUCCUCAUGGGCUGCGCUAACCCACACUCAGACAUUCAGCUUCGGCCGCAUGUCACAUCCUUCCCGUCUUGGGCCACUUGCUCGCUGCAGGGAAAGCUGCUUGCCGGCCAGCCCACCGCGAGUCGGGUGACGGGGGGAAUGGGGGACGGACCCAAUGAAUAGCUCGCCCUUUGCAAUUACGACGUCAAUCAGGGCAUCAGAUGUGACGCCGGGGGGGACUCGCAGCUCCAGCAACAUGGUUGCUUUUGGCCUCGUUCGGCACGGCCCUCGUCCUGGCUGGGGGCUACUAACUAAUGCAUGCUUUGCGAUGGGCCCGUGGACUUUGACGUUUGUUGACUGCGUCGGUGCAGCUGUGGUUCGGCUCCCAGAACACGGGGUAUGAUGAGAGGAGGGGGGAGAAAAGGGAGAGACGCAGAGAGAGAGACGGAAAGGGAGCUCGUCGCACGGCUCGUGGCUGGGAGCCAACCGAGUUGCUGUGCCGCUUUGGCAACCACAGACAGCUACACGACACGGAUGUCGCCUCUAGACCGUCGACCGGGUCUCUCUCGCAGGCAGACCGUUCUCAUUAGUAGCGAUCCACGGUGGCUGCAUAUGUGUGUUGUCAAUCCCUCCAUUGGUACGACGAUUCCCGGAGCAGCUGGGGGUUCACUGCAGAUGCAUGUCUCCGCUUGUCGAGCCACGCUGCUGCUGCCAAUGCUAUGCUAUAUGAACGGGCAAGGUCCCAGAAACCGGCUCUGGAGCUGCCAGCUACCUUUUUGAUAGCAGCUGCUGCUCCCUCCCGGGCCCUCUCUCAUCAGCGUCUCGCGUGUGCGUUGACCCGUGCCUGUGUUGCUUCGCUUUCGCUUCACUUCACCAUGACGCAGCCGAUCCCCCAGCCGGCGGGCGUGCCCAUCCUGGGCAACAUCUUCGACAUCCAGCCCAGCAACACCUGGGCGUCGCUCAAGAAGCUGUCGGAGCAGUACGGCGAGAUCUUCCAGGUCAAGGUCUUUGGGCACACCAUUGUCUUCGUGGCGAGCGUCGCCCUGGCGCAGGAGCUAUGCGACGAGAAGCGCUUCCGAAAGUACGUCGGCGGGCCCGUCGUCGAGAUACGCGACGCGGUGCACGACGCCCUCUUCACGGCCUACGACGACGAGGCGAGCUGGGGCAUCGCGCACCGCAUCAUCGCGCCGAAGCUGCAGCCGGGCGAGAUGGCCCUGCGCUUCGACGAGAUGCGCGACACGGCGUACGAGCUGUUUGACGUGUGGAAGGCUCAGGGUGAGGACGUCGGCGGGCGGUCGUCAGUGUCGCCGUUCAAGGACCUCUCCAGGCUGAACCUCGAGGCGACGACCUUUACGCUCUUCGGGGUGCGCCUCAACUGCCUGAGCGGGCCGGAGCACCCCAUGCUCAAGGCCAUGGAGGACUCGACCGCCGAGGCCGUGAUGCGGCCUACCCGGCCCGGCAUCCUCAACACGCUCCUGUAUAGGGGCAAGUGGAAGUCAUCCAUCAAGGCGCUGCGCGCGUAUGCCGCGGACGUGGUCAAGUACCGCAAGGAGCACCCGACCGACCGCCAGGACGUCCUCGCCGCCAUGAUGAACGCGACGGACCCCGAGACGGGCAAGGCCCUGACCGAGUCGCAGGUCAUCGACGAGGUCGUGUCCAUGCCCAUCGGCAGCAGCACCGCGCCGUGCCUCCUCGCCACCGCCAUCUACCUCCUGCUCAAGAACCCCGAAAACAUCGCCAAGGCGCGCGGGGAGCUGGACGCCAUUGUCGGUCCCGGCGGCGAGUUCAAGCACGAGCACCUGGACCAGCUGCGGUUCGUGCAGGGCAUCCUGCGCGAGUCGCUGCGCCUGUCGUUUGCGGCGCCGGGCUUCAACAUUGAGCCGAUACCCAGCAAGGAUAAUACCAACAGCAACAGCAACAACAGCAAAGCUCCUCCCGUGCUGCUCGCCGGUGGCAAGUACCAGGUGGCGCACAACCAGGCCAUGAUCAUCGUCAUGGCGGGCGUGAACCGCGAUCCGGCCGUCUUCGAGGACCCGCUGGCGUUCCGGCCCGAGCGCAUGGUCGGCGAGGCGUUUGAGCAGCUGCCGCCGGGGGCCAAGAAGUGGUUCGGCAACGGCAAGAGGGAGUGCAUCGGCAAGCACUACGCCUGGCAGUGGAGCCUGCUCGUGUUGGCCAUGAUGCUGCGGGACCUGGACUUUGAGAUGGAGAACCCGGACUACAAGAUGGAGCAGGAUGGGUGGUUCAACGUUCGGCCGAUUGGGUUUAAUGUCAGGGUCAAGGCGAGGGUGGCUUAAUUGCUAUGGCUCUUUGUUAUUUGUUUGUAUGUUUGUUUGCCUACUUGUUUGUGCGGGACGGGGUGGUGCGGUGCCCGGUGCGUCGAGAACCGCGCGAUGCAGAUACCUACCUGCCUAAUGAUAUCAUAUAGUCUGAAUGAUGAACACGUUUUUUCUUGGAG
Molecule: messenger RNA, 3117 nt
Organism: Purpureocillium takamizusanense
Lineage: Eukaryota; Fungi; Ascomycota; Sordariomycetes; Hypocreales; Ophiocordycipitaceae
Exons: 1
Coding region: 1382-2956 (524 amino acids)
Molecular function (GO): oxidoreductase activity, acting on paired donors, with incorporation or reduction of molecular oxygen; monooxygenase activity; heme binding
Source: RefSeq, a predicted model, not a curated record